UGCGGCUACCAAUGUGAAUGAAUUUUUCGAAAAAUUAUCAAAUAAUUUUUAAAAUUAGAGUCGUUUCCUCAAAAAUAGGCACUAGAUAUAUAUCUAAUAUAUUAGGUGAAAUGAAAACUACUACUAAAAAAAAAUUCAAAUCUAAUUCAGUUGAUAAUGUAGCAUUGAUUCCAACUUUAGCCUAUUUUCAAGUUAUAGGAAAUGGUUCUAGAGGUUCUCCUAAAAGUAUACAUCUAUUUACUAAUUCCUACAGAUAUCUAUUUAAUAUUGGUGAAGGAGCUCAAAGAUUAAUUAUUGAACAUAAAUGCAAAUUGUCAAAAUUAUCAGGAAUAUUUAUAACCCACUCUUCUUGGGAUAACAUGGGAGGAUUACCUGGAAUUUUACUGUGUUUGAGAGAUAUAGGCAUUAAUAAAGUUGUAUUGCAUGGUCCUCCCAAAGUUGAAAAUCUUUUUAUCAUGACAAAAGGAUUUAUGGAAACUACAAAUAUAGAAAUCGAGAAAUAUGAUUAUCACAAACAUUAUUAUGAUGAUGGAUGCCUAAAAAUUGAAUACAUUCCAAUAUUUAAUGAUAAUCCUAAUUCUCUUAUAAAAACUAUUGAUUAUUCUUCAUCUGACAAUUCACAAUCAGAGACUGAAAUAUCCAGUGAAAUGAAGUCAAAUGCCCCUAAGAGAAUGUCCACCAAACCCACUGACAGAGACACUGUCAUAGCUUACAUUGGGCAACUUCAUACCAAGCCAGGAAUGUUAGAUAUUGUCAAGUGUUUGAAAUGCAAAGUUCCUGCCAACAGUUAUUUAUUGGGUAAUUUGAAAAAUGGUUUGGAUGUCGUAUUGGAAGAUGGAACCAUUGUAAAAUCUGCUGACGUUAAAGGAAUAGAUCAACCAGGUUUCAAAUUCGCUAUCGUUGACUGCCCUUCCAGGGAUUACUUAAACAACCUUGUAAGUAACGCAUCUUUCAUCGAGUACCAUCGGGACGAUGAUCAAGCGAUCAUUUCUAAUCAAAAUGAUUCCCUGGAUUCAAUCGAUAAACUAUUGAAAAUCAUGGUUCAUUUUACUCCCGUGGAUAUAAUGUUAACUCAGGAAUACGUGGGAUGGAUGCAAAAAUUUGGCCCUGAAACAUCGCAUAUGGUUUUAAACGAAUCCAACAAUGGGGAUUUGUCAUUCUUAGAUACAUUUCGAUUCCAGGCCAAAUUAAACACUGUGCAUGCUGGAAUAUUUCCUUUUAACGAACAAUUGAAACACGAAUAUACACCGCAACAAAAUGUCGUCAAACUAUUCGACCAACACUUCCCUCCACAAUUAAAUAUCUGUCACGGGACCACUAUGUCGAAAUACGUGUUAAGACCAAUUGAAAAAUGUGGCUUUGACAUAUCCGAAUGCGUUCGCGAUCUGUCCGCAAAAAAGACCCCUGGCGCCAGAGAUCUUCUUAAAAAAAUAUCCAACGGCUGUGAUAUAAGGGAAAUAAUUGGAAAUGAUGAUCAUGGAAACUCAUUGGCUUCACCAACUAUUCUUAACGGGGUAGAAAGAGAGGCUAUUAAUAACGAUGAUGAUAAGAAUAAGAUUCACGCCGAAUUAAUCUACGCACAAGCCAUCAGUCAUAUGAAGAAGCAAAUCGAAGAUUCAGAUAUGGAACCAAACGCGAAAUUAUUAAUGGAUUAUCCUCAAUUCGUAUUUUUGGGUACAGGUUCAGCCGUACCCAAUAAGACUCGCAAUGUUAGUUGUAUAUGGGUAGGUUUGGAUCUGAACACAUCUAUCCUCAUGGAUUGUGGGGAAGGAAGUGCCGGUCAAAUUAUUAGGUUUUUUGGUAGCCUAUCAUCUUCUCAACCUCCUUUAAGGUACUCUGACGAAAACGUUAAUCGUAUGUUAAGAACUCUCAAGUGUGUUUUCGUGUCCCAUUUACACGCCGAUCACCAUUUAGGCCUGGUUCAAAUUAUCAAUGAAAGACGUCAAGCUUUUCGAGACACGGAUGUCAACUAUAAGUCCGAUCUAAGUUUGAGUUCAGAAUUGGGAAAAGAUAUUCCUAAGCUUAUGGUCGUAGCACCGAAGGGCUUGAUGAACUUCCUUAGACCCUACAGCAAUAAACACCAACACAUAUUGACCGAUAUCAAAUUCAUGCCCUCGCAUAACUUCCAACCCGAUAUGGUUGAUGAAUACCUUCACGCUCUUAUCUGUUCCCACCUAAAUCUAAAACAAUUUCUAACUAUACCAGUCUACCAUUACAAAAGUCCAUACGGCUUAAGCUUCACGACAAAUGACCAAAUCUCGGUGGAUAAAACGGAUAAGACUUUCCAAAAUUCAUCUAUAACAACCACAAAUUCGAAGAAAAUAGUGUAUUCAGGUGAUACCAUCCCUUGCGAAAAUUUGAUAAAUUACGGCGAAAAUGCUGACUUAUUGAUUCACGAAGCGACCAUGGAAAAUAGUCUGACUACCGAAGCCUUUACAAAGAGGCAUAGUACCAUAUCACAGGCUAUUGAUACCGGUCACAAAAUGAAGGCAAAAUUUAUCCUGUUGACUCAUUUUAGUCAAAGAUAUUCCAAAAUGCCCCUUUACGGUACAUCGAGCGAAGUUCAGGAUAGCACCGAUGGAUCAGUUGUCAACCAAGAACGACAACUUAAAAACGUGGGAAUAGCCUUCGAUAAUAUGAAGGUAAAAUUUAACGAACUGUCUAUCUUACCCCAUUUGAUCCCACCUUUGAAAGUUUUAUUCGCUGAUGAUAUGUUGGAAAUGGAAGAGAGGACAUCUAAACUGGUUCAUAGAAAAAAAAUGUCUUGGGUCUAAAAAUUUAUUGAAUAUCAAAAUGAAUUAUUGUAAAUAUUGAUAAAUUGUACGAAAAAUAUUAUAU
Molecule: messenger RNA, 2838 nt
Organism: Gordionus sp. m RMFG-2023
Lineage: Eukaryota; Metazoa; Nematomorpha; Gordioida; Chordodea; Parachordodidae
Product: zinc phosphodiesterase ELAC protein 2-like
Exons: 16
Coding region: 18-2774 (918 amino acids)
Biological process (GO): mitochondrial tRNA 3'-end processing
Cellular component (GO): mitochondrion
Molecular function (GO): 3'-tRNA processing endoribonuclease activity
Source: RefSeq, a predicted model, not a curated record